Molecule: messenger RNA, 1165 nt
Organism: Dioscorea cayenensis subsp. rotundata (Guinea yam)
Lineage: Eukaryota; Viridiplantae; Streptophyta; Magnoliopsida; Dioscoreales; Dioscoreaceae
Exons: 7
Coding region: 549-1109 (186 amino acids)
Biological process (GO): DNA-templated transcription initiation
Molecular function (GO): RNA polymerase II general transcription initiation factor activity; DNA binding
Source: RefSeq, a predicted model, not a curated record
UAGUUCGUCCGCCCUCUCUUCAUGCCCGCCUCCCCAAACCCUCUUCCCCUCUUGGGGAUACCCUCAACGGUCCACGACAACCCUCUCAGAACCCUCAUCCCCUCCGCCGUCGUGGCAGCUGCUCUCGUCCUCUCAAGCCAGCCCUCGCCGCCGCCUCCAUCUCUCAGUCUGAGACCCUCCCGGAAUCCCUCACCGUCGAUGAGAAAGCCUGCACACUCGAAGACCACCUCACCUUUGAUCCAGACGGCAUCAAGGCACUGCGAUCGCUACUUGAGCUCAAAGUGAAGACCAAUCUACUCCACUACGCUAUCGCCUAUCGCCAUCAUCGAACGCCUCAUUGCUCUGGAACCUGACGGGAUUUUUUUUCUAGGGAAUGGCAGUGGUUGCGGAGAGUGCGAUCAGGUCCGAUGAUCAGCUUUCUGGCACCGGUGUCGGACGGGAUCAAGAGUUUCAGAGUCAUGUGAAGAAGUUGGUUGACUUGCUGUCUAAGUUGAAUCCAUCGGCAAAGGAGUUUGUGCCAUCGUCGCGUGCUGGUGUCUUGGCAGCGGAUGGGCGGCAAGCCGGUGGUCACCGGCUAUCGGCGGACGCUCCCGUUUUCGUUUCAUCGGUGGUCGGCGGAGUAUCACGGUAAUUGCAGUAGUUGCGGUGAUGGUAGUAUAAAGGAUUCUAGCAGUGAUGGGCCUUCUGGUAAUCAAAAUAAUCAACAGCAACGUCGAAGAAGGAAUGGGUAUAAUCAGGGGAGGAGGAUGAGUGAGAGAGCUCGGAGAGCUCAGAAGGAGGAGAGUAUUAGGAGGACUUUAUAUGUUUCUGACAUUGAUCACCAUGUCACUGAAGAGCAUCUCGCUGAAUUGUUUUGUUAUUGUGGAAAAGUGUGCACUGGAGCUAAGACUAAGAGCGAAGAACAAUCGCUAUUAGCAUCAAGAAAGUAUGUUCGUAUUAUUCACAAGCUUGGAUUUGAUGAGUUCAAGGUUCAAAAUAUUGUCGUCACAUGUGACGUCCAGUUCCUGAUUAGACUUGAAGGCCUUGCUUGUUCCCACAAUCAUUUCUGCAGUGUAAUCACUACAACAAAUUUGGUGAUUAAUGGCGCACCAUUUAGUGUCACAAAAUGAGAAAUUCUCGUCAUUUAUAAUAUUUGAUGACAUUAAACACCCCGUCACAACGAUCA